Messenger RNA from Zerene cesonia (dogface butterfly), 1525 nucleotides. Its product is annotated as neuroglobin-like. The transcript is spliced from 3 exons. Gene Ontology annotation, molecular function: oxygen binding; heme binding. NCBI's taxonomy places the organism in Eukaryota, Metazoa, Arthropoda, Insecta, Lepidoptera, Pieridae. The record is from RefSeq and is a predicted model, not a curated record. The coding region runs from base 257 to 826 and encodes 189 amino acids.
AUUAUUAAAAUUAAUCUAACAAACACAACAGUGUAAACAUUAUUAAACCUGUCAAACAAAGUGUAACAGAUAAGAUCUUUAACGACCAUAGACUAUAGACCUAAAAGCGGACCAUAGACCAAGAGUGACCAAAAACAGCGCAUUAAAAAAAACAAUACUUCAACGGCGAUUAAAGCAUACCAUAGACCAAGAGUGAGAGAGACCCGCCAAGACUCAUUUUAAAAACCAAACAAUAGGUCAACGGCUAUCGUGAGCAAUGGGUUGCAAGCUAUCUCAAUUGGCAUCAUCAGAGUUCCAUUCAGACCCGUUCCACCGGCCACCACCACCCUCGGACCCUAGGUCACCAUUGACAACUAAACAGCAGUACUGCAUGCUCGCUUCGUGGAAGGGGAUCUUUCGACAAAUAGAGAGUACCGGCAUCAUCUUGUUUGUCAAACUGUUCGAAGAGAACGAAGACCUCCUGCAUCUCUUCGAGAAAUUCCGAGAGCUUCGGACAAAGGAAGCUAUUGUGAGUUCUGCUGAGUUGGCUGAGCACGCGACCCAGGUGAUGCACACCCUGGACGAAGGGAUUAAGGGCCUGGGUGAUAUGGACUCGUUCUUCGCGUAUGUGCGGCACGUGGGCAGCACACACCGGCAGGUCCCUGGGUUCAAGGCUGAAAACUUCAUGAAAAUAGAACAGCCAUUUCUCGAGGCGGCAAAAACGACCCUCGGCGAUCGAUACACACCAAACAUCGAAAACAUCUACAAGCUGACCAUACGAUUUAUCCUAGAGAAUCUGGUGAAGGGAUACGAAGACGCUGGCACUGAGAAAACGAGCGAAACUUGAUUUGGUCGGAUUAUAUCUUGAUUAAAAUGCAGUAAUAUUAAGUGGAAGCGUUUUGUGCUCAUUCGUUAACUGGCUGAAUUUUUAUCAAACAAAAUAUGUUUCUGAAAGAUAUUUGAAAUUAUGUAUUUUUAUGCUUUUAUCAAUUGAAACUCCAACCAUAAUGUUAAUGAUACAUUGUACUUGUAAUAUAUAUACUUUUUUUUUUAAAUUUCACUUUCUCUUUUAUGGAGAUGAUCUUAUUUGGGCUGUUAAAGCUUAAUAGGUUCUCGAUGCGAAGAAUCCUUGUUCUAGUAAUCUAAUUUAUUGUAAUUUCUGUAACAAACCACAUUAAAAAAAUGAUCGAUCGGCUAUUUUGAUAGAUUUUGCUUUAUAUCCCGCAUCCUUUUCCUUUCCCUUCCCAGUAUUUUCAUUUCUUCUCCCUGUCAAUCCUUUCUUUAUUUUACACCAAUUAAAGGCGGCAAUCCAUUUUCAGAGACAUAAGCCCUCUGCAAAUAGCCUUACGCCUCUGUAAAAUACUCUAAUGUUUAUGGGCGGUGGUAACGCUUACCACCAGUUCCUUUGCCGACAUUAUAAAAAUUCUGUGGAAAAAAAAUAUAUGCAUAAAUUAUUUUUCAUAUGAAUCUGCCAUACAGUCAACUUGACCAAAUACCACCUUAAUUUGUUCUUAUUUUAUAUCAAUACUUUAAUGUAUUUCCGGUA